CAAUACUUACAACUGUUGUAUGAUUAUGUUAAUAAUAUAAAUCUAUAACAAAAUGUCGAACAUGAUAUCAAGCAAUCUUCCAAUUCCAUGGAUGAUCAAUAAUGAGACAUUAAAUGACAAUCAAUUAGAAGCAGCUUAUGAAAAAAAUCGACUGGAUCAUUACAUGCAAUUGGAUAUCGAUUCAACGCCAAGAUCGGCCAAGCUUACGAAUAUUAUGGUUACAAUGAGUAUAACAAAUUCUUAUCCAUUGGCAAUCGCAAAUAUCAUUAACGCUGGUGCAAACAUACUUCGUUUGAAUUUAUCGCAUGAAACAGAAAAAUGGCACGUUAUUACCGUAAAAUCGAUCAGAGAAGCGGGAAAUAUUAUUUGCAAAUGUACCUCUAUAUUUCGUUCAAUCUCUGUGGCGAUUGAUUUACAUGGUCCCGAGAUACGUACUGGAAUAUUUCGCGGCGAUUCGUUAUCCAUGGAUCGUGCCGUAUUCAUCGAAGGUAAUACUGUACGUUUAUUGACGGAGGAUAAAAUACAACGAGCGGGUACGUCCUCUUGCUUUUGGGUGUCGUAUCAAGAAUUAUCAAAAGUAUGUCACAGAGGAGAUACAAUUUCGAUCGAUCGUGGCGCUGUAAUGUUAAAAGUUAUUUGUGUAGGAACCAGUGACGUACUGUGUAGGAUUAUAAAAGGUGGUAUUAUCGGAAAUACAAAAACGAUUCAACUUUUGGACAGCAUCAUUUCGUUCCCAAUUAUUUCCAAACAGGAUAGCAAAGAUAUCGAACUAGCUUGUAAGCUCGAAUGCGAUUUUAUUAUUGUCAAUCAAGCACGUAACAGAAAAAUGAUACGUUCUGUACGUGCCGAAAUAAAUCAAAUAGGAUGUAAUUGGAUUAAAAUUUUGGCGAAGAUCUGUUCGAAGCAGGGUUUACAAAAUUUUGACGAAAUAUUGAGCGAAGCCGACGGUAUUAUCUUUGAAAGAUCUAGUUUGGAGCUUGAUAUAGGAAUAGAAAAAUUAUUUAUCGCGCAAAAGUCUGUAAUAGCUAAAUGUAACAAGGCGGGUAAACCUGUCGUCAUAAAUUUUUGUCCAAUAGUCGAGAAAAUGCCGAAAAUUAAUGUAGAAUUAGUAGCAACUGCUGUAUUAGAUGGAGCGGAUACAAUUAGCUUGACUACAGGAAAUUUGAACUUGAAAGAUACUUUACAGCUUGUUCAAGAAAUUAAUAUCGUAUGUAGAGAAGCGGAAAGUGCACGAUGGCAAAGAGAAAUUUUCAAUACUUUUACUAAUUUGGCGACGAUACCAUUGGAUGUAGUGCAUUCGAUCGCCAUUGGCGCCAUACAGGCAUCCUUGAAUAGUAAUGCGGCAGCCAUCAUAAUCACGACUACGACCGGACGUAGCGCCGUCUUGCUCUCGAUUUAUCGACCACGAUGUCCCAUCGUAGCUGUUACGCGUUUUGGUUUUGUUGCCCGAUACUUAAAUAUCUAUUUUGCCAUACAUUCUAUUCAUUACGUUGCAUCACCUUUACCCGAUUGGAUUAAAGAUAUCAACAUACGCGUGCGAGCUGGUUUGGAGUAUUUAAUAAAAAAAAAUUAUAUCAACAUUGGUGAUGCGAUAGUGGUAGUUGGACCAUCGCGACAAGAUGGAGGAUUAAUUAACACUAUCCAAAUGAUUUACGUAUCUUUUAAUCUGGUCAAAUCAUUCACAACAGAUCGAAUUACGUCAUUAUCGAAAAAUCAUGAGAUUUCAUUUUGAUUGGAAAAACGAAAGAAGAGAGAGAGGAAAAGAAAAGGAAAGAAAAAAAGAAAAACGAAUCAAAAGAUAAAAAAAUUAGCAAAAAUCUUAUUAAAAGACGACAAGAGAUUUCAAUACUAUCGUUAAAUUUAAUAAAAUCGAAUGAAAAUACAAACGUAAAUGUUGAUAGACCAUUGAGAGACAAGAAAAGAAACUAGAAUGUACAUUGAGAAAGUCCUUUUCAUUGACAAAACAAUCUGUGGACGUUCAAUGAACAGAUGGUUACGUCGUUGUAAUGGUUAGCAAUGACGUUAUCUCUGUUAUAACUGAUUAGGUUCUACGGCUUGUAGAACGAAGGACAAAGUUCAUGGAGGUAGAUAAAACCGAUUGGAGGUCGGUUUCUAGUACAUACGUUCAAACUACUAUCGGUAUCUUUUUGUCUUCGGUGAAACAAGUAACAAGGUGGAUUUUUGACGUCAAGAUCUAAAACAACGAGUAAUACGAGUAUCGGUAGACAUAAUAACGUGCGUAAUAUCAAUGUCUUUACAUACAUAUAAUGUUAAUAAUAGUCACUUAUUAAAUAGGAUAACAUUGAGUACGAAUAAAAUAAUUCUACGAACGU
Molecule: messenger RNA, 2333 nt
Organism: Vespula pensylvanica (western yellowjacket)
Lineage: Eukaryota; Metazoa; Arthropoda; Insecta; Hymenoptera; Vespidae
Product: pyruvate kinase-like
Exons: 10
Coding region: 53-1732 (559 amino acids)
Biological process (GO): glycolytic process
Cellular component (GO): cytoplasm
Molecular function (GO): magnesium ion binding; potassium ion binding; pyruvate kinase activity
Source: RefSeq, a predicted model, not a curated record